Pelmatolapia mariae (spotted tilapia) is the source of this 955-nucleotide messenger RNA. It is a transcript of the gene cfap119, whose product is annotated as cilia and flagella associated protein 119. The record is from RefSeq and is a predicted model, not a curated record. Lineage: Eukaryota; Metazoa; Chordata; Actinopteri; Cichliformes; Cichlidae. The transcript has 9 exons. Bases 176 to 955 code for a protein of 259 amino acids.
CCGGAAAAAGAUAAAAGUGGCCUGUUGCUAGGAUACAGGUGGCUAACAAAACGGAGCAUACUCCGGGCAGAUUUAUUUUCUGAUAUAUUUUCUUUAAACUGUAAACCACGUUUUGAAGUCUGUCCAUUUUAACUAUAGCUAGUUAUUUCACCUAAAGAAAUAAUAACUUUUAAAAAUGAAUGGGACAAUUAAGCUACCACAUGACCUGAAAGCUAAAGUGAUGCUAUGGACAGAUGUAAGCUACCAUGAUAUGGAAGAGAUCAACAAAAUGCAAUCCAUUCCCGAUCUGGAGAGUGCUCUAUGCAGUGUGCUUCGAGUUGAACUCCCUGAACCCAGAAAGGGAGUUCUUCUGGAGCUGUACGUUGAGACGGUGCUUUUCUGCAGAGAGCACAGCUUCAACAAAGAACAAACGUCUACUCUCUUGUCCAUUAUCAAGUCCAUUCAUGAAGCCAACGUAGAAACUCCACUCAAUAACUCGGAGCAGUGUUUCAAGUACUGCAGGGAGCUUCUGUUAUGCCACUCAGUCAGGCGGCCUCCGUUCAGCAUCAGCCUCUUCAAUGCUGAUGAGGUUAACCGUGUCUUAACAUACAUCCUCAACAACUACAUGAAACACUACAAGCUAUAUAAAUAUAUCUUUACCACACAGGUAAAUCUUGAUCUGUCUAUGAGAUACUCUGGGAUGCCGGAUAUUGGAUCACCUACCGUGGAGGAUUCUUCUGCACCAGGUGUUGAGAAUGAGACAGAGGCGGAAGAUGGGACAUUGUCUGAAACACAGCAAGCCUCCAUCGUGGCCCCAGCAGGAGCCACAUCUGAGCUGAAGGCGCUGAUAGAGCAACAAGUCAGAGAGCAGAUGACGCUUGUGUCUGGGCAACUAGAUCAGCGGAUUAAAGAAAAAGCAUCUCAGCAAAACAGUGCUUUAGAUUACUCACAGAACAGCCACAAAGACAAAAAAUAA